CGCUCCUGCUCCCUACAUACACACCACGAUGCCUCAGUGCGCCGUCUCGACAUGUAACAAUUCACACAGGAAAACGAAAAAAGAUGGCAUCCCUGAAAAUCCUGAUGAUAGGAUUAGUUAUCAUCGUUUCCCACAAGACCCCAGGGUAAGGGGACACUGGAUCAAAGCAUGUGGCCGCGAUUUCAACGACGAAACCUCGCGGAUCUGUUCCAAACAUUUUGAUCGUCGAUAUUAUGUGAUCAUUCCGCGAGCCAACUCUUCUCCAGGGAACAAAGAAAUUCCCAAUCGUCGACUUCUGAGAGGCUGCACUCCAACCCUGUCCUGCCCGUUCGUAGUGCCCUCUCUUGUUGAAGAGGCCAAAUCAUGGGGCCCACCGCAACGCGCAGCGCCACGCAGCGGUGAUGACGGGAAGGUUGGCUUCAAGUCGGGGCUCAAGAAGACGGUUGGCGCGAACUCGCCUCUUGUUACGCUGCCUCUGACUAGCCCCGAUGCCGCCUCAAUCUCUUCAGUGGCCAGCUCCGACGCUUCUACCGUGUCGCAGGAAGAAUUCUGCGGGGCUCUGGGCCUCACACGGAAUUUCCUGCCUGCGCCAGGGGUAGCGCCGCACAGCCCCUUCUUCAACGGGCCGCACGUAAUGCAGGGAGUGAGCCCGUUAAAUCAGGCGGCGCAACCGCCUGCACAGGAAGAGAGCGAGGAGGCCGCGGAGGAGGCCGCCCCCCAGCAGCAACUCGAAGGUGGAGAACGCUGCGACUCCAUCAUCAGCGAGGAGACCGUCGCGAGGACCGCAGCUGCUCUCGUGCACGUUGAGUUCGACGAGGGAGCCAAGCCCCUCGAGUUCACCGCUGCUGGCCACAUAUCGCCGCCAGCCGAAGCUGGUUCAAGCGGUGGUGGAUCCGACGAGGAGGACGCGGCCCCCAGGAUGAAGCCGUCAUCCCGCCUGAAGCGCACCCACAGGCAGAGCAGUUCCGAGAGUGAUGCCAAACUCUCUCGCCUGAGCAACGGCGAAACCCUCACGGACAGUCGGGAACGGCAGAUCAAUGCCAUCCUCGACAAAGCUCGAUCUCCGGAAGAGAUCAACCGGCUGAUCGAAAACACCAGUCGGGAGGUGGAGAGCCUCACGCAGGUGAUCUCCUGCAAGCUGGCUGAGCUGUACAGCUACAUCAGCCAGAAGAGCUUGAAGAGCGAGCUCUUGGACAAGGCACACGUCCGUCGUUUGAUCCCACUGUCCAUGAAGCCGCGAGCAAAUGGCCUGCAGGAACAACUGCCCAUCGGUGAGGGACGGCAAGGACCCAUCAUCAAAGCGUCCCAUAUCAUCGCUACUCAUAGGCGAAACAAUCCAGAUGAAAUCCCACGUCAGGGGCGCAGGAUGCCACGCCGAGAACAGAGCAGCACCACCACCAGUGCCAACAGCAGCACCAUCGCCCUGCCAACGAUGGAUCCUAACACGAACUUCCAGAACAUUCUGCAAGGAAUUGCUAUCCAGAGCCGCAUUGACAACAGAAUGCAAUCAACCUGCGGGCCCAUGUCCAGCCAAGCGAGUCGCAGGCUACACAGCUACCCUGACGUGACCUUGCACCAACUGCCGCAACAGGUCAAUCCCGCCACCACUCCCAUGCUGCAGAAGAUCUUGACCAAAACGCCUGGCAACACCGUCCUGGCCAACAACAACUCGCCCACCUUGAUGCAGUUGUUGACUGAGCCCAAGAAGCCAGGCCACCAGGGCGACCGGCUGAGUGACAUGCCCAUCCCCAACCUAGCGGCUGACCACAACGUCUCCAUCACCGAUCUACUUGGCUCCUCAAAGGCCCACAGUGAGCUCACCAUCACUGUCACAAACCCCACAACAGAACUCUCCAAGAAGCAGGGAACAUCUCAAAGAACUGUGGAGAGGCUGUGUGGUGACUUUGACAGUGACCAUCUAGUUAUUGACGAUCCAACGGCGAGUGAGCCAUGGAGGUCAGAUGGCAAGGUGGAGAUGUGCAUGAGGUGCGAUGAAAAACCGGCUAAGUUUGAGUGCGGUAACUGUCGCCAAGGACGCUACUGCAGCCGACAAUGCCAAAAAGAUGACUGGGAAAGACAUGAACUUCAAUGCGUGCCCAAGAAGACCCCCAAGACCUCUUCAAAUACGCCGUCGUCAAAGGCUGCUUGAUCUCUUUACACUCUGAAAACUUCGCUCAAAACUCAUUUGGUGCCAGUGUGACCCCACCUAAAAAUUAAGCUUCGGAACUUUUUAAAACGACCAUUUGAGUGGUUAAGCACCUUCACUAGUUCGACGUCUUCUCAAUUAGGAGUAUUUUUGUGUAUUGGUUCACUUUGUGUAAAUUUUUUUACCUAAUUUUGUCUCUUUACACAUAUUCAUUGUGAAAAAGCGCUCAUGAACCGAGAUUAAAUAUGGUGACACACCCAAAUAUAUUUUUUUCGGCAAUAAAUUUUGCCAGAUUAAAAACGCGGACAUUUUUUUUCUCUCUUGAACGUGCAAUCCCAAAUGGAAAUGGUCUAAUCAACUAAAAAUUUUGUAAAUUAUAUCCAGACCUUUUUCCCAGUUGACAAGAUGUCCGCUUUUUUGUUACCCAUGUAUCAAGUUCCUAUGUAAAUAUUUUUCUUAUUAGUUAGUUUAACGGAAUGUAGAUUAGGUUUGACGCUCGCGACUGAAUGGUUCCAGCAACAUGGCAUGAACUUACAUUAUAUACUUUUCUCCAAUUUUUUUAUUUCUUUUUUAAAAUUUAAGCAGUUUGAAAUGCCAUUAUUUGCUGCUAGGACCGAGUGCUCAUAAUUGAAUCUAACUGCAACAACGCCACUCUUGUUGUCGCUUUUCGUUUCGAAUAUAUUUCGUAUAUCAGGAUCUCAGUUUUGUAAUUAGGUUGAUGUAAUGGAGACAGAGACUCACAGGUUUAUAAUUACUUGUCUCGACUUCUUGAGAACAUUUUUGAGUGGCGUUUUUUAUAGUUUUCGUUUCGUGAAAAUCACUUAUUUACGGCACCAAGACGUAUUAUACAUUGAAAAAGCCGGUUUUGAUUUUCACAUUUUUGUGAAUUUAAAGAUCUAGUGACGACUUUCAUAUUAUUGUUACAUCUCUAAUUUACAAUCAUUUUAAAAAUAGUUUUAAUUAGACUGUAAAUCUUCCUGGUCACGGUGGCAAAAUCUGCUUCAACAAAUUUUUCGCUGUUGAAUUCAACCUUUUCUUGCAACAAGGAAAUUCGCGAUUGUUUGUUGAAAGUUAGUUGCACAAUUUUACCGGGACCAGGGGAAAUUAAAGAGGAAUGAUACUGGAAAAGCCAAAAGCCUGGAAAAUGCUUGUUGUCUAUGCAUAAACUCGUCUCUUAGGAUUCAGUUAAAGCCUAAAUU
Messenger RNA from Cloeon dipterum, 3345 nucleotides. RefSeq lists its product as uncharacterized. The record is from RefSeq and is a predicted model, not a curated record. NCBI's taxonomy places the organism in Eukaryota, Metazoa, Arthropoda, Insecta, Ephemeroptera, Baetidae. The transcript has 8 exons. The coding region runs from base 29 to 2149 and encodes 706 amino acids.